CCAGCUGCGUCUGGUCCCCGCCUGAGCCGGUCGGGGCCCGCGCCCGGGCUGCGCCUGCCCGCCCUAUGAGUGUGUCACUGGUUGUGAUCCGACUGGAGCUCGCGGACCACUCGCCCUUGCCCGCCGGCUUCGGCUUCAGCGCGGCCGCCGUUAGGGAAAUGUCUGAUGAAGAAAUCAAAGAAAAGACACUAGCUUCAGCUAAGGCACAUUUAGAAGGAAAGGCACCAGUGGAGAAGGCGGCAAUUAUACACCAACAUCUUGGCCGGCGAGAAAUGACAGAUAUGAUCAUUGAAACCAUAAAAUCUAACUCAGAUGAGAUGAAAGCUACAAUGGAAGAAAGAAAGUCUUCAGAGGCAUCCUCCUCUCCUGAGAAAAGUAGAAAUGCAGAUCACACUAAAGAAAUUGCUCCAGAUUCUCCCUCUAAACAACUUCCGGACCAGAUUUCAUUCUUCAGUGGAAACCCAUCAGUUGAAAUAGUUCAUGGUAUAAUGCACCUGUACAAAACAAAUAAGAUGACCUCUUUAAAAGAAGAUGUCCGUCGCAGCGCUAUGCUGUGUGUCCUCACAGUCCCAGCUACAAUGACCAGCCAUGACCUCAUGAAGUUUGUGGCCCCUUUUAAUGAAGUCAUUGAACACAUGAAAAUAAUCAGAGACUCUACUCCAAACCAAUAUAUGGUGCUGAUAAAGUUCAGUGCACAGGCUGAUGCUGAUAGUUUUUAUAUGGCAUGCAACGGUCGACAAUUUAAUUCGAUAGAAGAAGAUGUUUGCCAGUUGGUGUAUGUAGAGAGGGCAGAAGUAGUAAAAUCAGAAGAUGGUGCCAGCCUCCCAGUGAUGGAUCUGACAGAGCUCCCCAAAUGUACAGUGUGCUUAGAAAGGAUGGAUGAGUCUGUGAAUGGGAUACUUACCACAUUAUGCAACCAUAGUUUUCAUAGCCAGUGUCUACAACGCUGGGAUGAUACUACGUGUCCUGUUUGCAGAUACUGUCAAACGCCAGAACCUGUAGAAGAAAAUAAAUGUUUUGAGUGUGGAGUUCAGGAAAACCUCUGGAUUUGUUUGAUAUGUGGCCAUAUAGGAUGUGGGCGAUAUGUAAGUCGGCAUGCUUACAAGCACUUUGAAGAAACACAGCACACAUAUGCAAUGCAACUGACCAAUCACCGAGUCUGGGAUUAUGCUGGAGAUAAUUAUGUUCAUCGAUUGGUUGCAAGUAAAACUGAUGGAAAGAUAGUACAGUAUGAGUGUGAGGGUGAUACUUGUCAAGAGGAGAAAAUAGAUGCCUUACAGUUAGAGUACUCUUAUUUACUAACGAGCCAGCUAGAAUCUCAGCGAAUCUACUGGGAAAACAAGAUAGUUCGAAUAGAAAAGGAUACUGCUGAGGAAAUUAACAACAUGAAGACUAAAUUUAAAGAAACCAUUGAGAAAUGUGAUACUCUGGAACACAGACUCAAUGAUCUCCUAAAAGAAAAGCAAUCCGUGGAAAGGAAGUGCACACAACUGAAUGUAAAACUAGCCAAGCUCUCCACUGAGCUCAAAGAGGAACAAGAAAUGAACAAGUGUUUACGAGCUAAUCAAGUCCUCCUGCAAAACAAGCUGAAGGAGGAGGAGAAAGUUCUAAAGGAAACCUGCGAUCAGAAGGACAUGCAGAUCACAGAGAUCCAGGAACAGCUGCGGGAUGUCAUGUUCUACCUAGAAGCCCAACAGAAAAUCAAUCACCUACCGGCUGAGACACGGCAGGAAAUCCAGGAGGGACAGAUCAACAUUGCCAUGGCCUCCGCGGCAAGCUCCCCUUCGGUCGGAGGUACAGGGAAGCUGCCCUCCAGGAAGGGCCGAGGCAAGAGGGGCAAGUGAGCCUCUUGUAAGCAAGCACUUGGGGCUAAGACAAUGGCCCCUGUCACCAGGAGGUUGUCAGGGGUCCCCAGCUCAAUGUGAGGUUGGUUACUGAAUAAGUAAGUACACCAAGUGAGGAUCAACAUGAAAUUGUUUGGAUCAUUUUUUCCUAGCGUGUUGUUUAAUGAGUUAUAGAGGUUUAUGACCAGGACAGCUAAUGGGAAUUGGCAGUAUUUAAAAGGGUUUUUCUUUAAACUGUUCUAGUUAGCUAACUUCUGACAUGUUUUAAUAACCAUUUUGCCUUCCAAAUUUACCCAAAACUAACUCUUAUGUUUUAGCUAUACUUAUUGAGUUGGCAUAUUUCACACUUAAGUCCUGGGGUCAGUUUUUGAUAUUAAGGAAAAGUUUGAAACCUCAGUGAAAGUUUCUUAGGCAUGGGAACACCAAAGGACCCGUAGAGCAGUAGCAGCUGCAAAGGCCAUUUAAGGCAGGAAAGGCCAUUCAUUCGUUCCAGAAACAUUUGUCAGAAGUUGGUCCUGUUGGACAUUGAUGAGCAUAACUCCCUUCUAUCAAAUAUCAUUGAUGUAUGUGCCCUGCUAGAGAGGAAUGAGAAGAAUCCUCUUAAAGAAAAGUUGUGAAUCAGGCAGAGAUGCAUCUAACUGGAGCAUCUUCUCCAGUUCUAGGUGUAACCAGGAAGAAUCAAAAAACAAACAAAAAAAAUGGGGCAGAACAAACACACUAUGGACACAGCAACAGCAUUUUCGCUUUGUUUUGGAUUUACCUAAUUUUAUUAUGACUCCAAAGUCCUGAAGGUUUAGUGGUCAUUGCCUUCAUAAGUGCUCUCGCUCCAACCGAUUGGACCUAGAGCCAAAUAAAGUGACUGAGUGAAACAGCCCAGUUAGGUGGAGGUAUGUGGCAUGCCUAUCCUGCCAGCUGUGCUUUCUGCAGAGGUCAGUGCAGAUUAAAGUAUUCAUAUAAGUUACAUUCCAUGUUCAGCUAGAGGCAAAAAUAAAUUUCAGGAGGAAAAAAAAAAUCUCCAAAGAUUAAAUUGCACCUGAACUAGAAAAUAGGGAUUUUGACAUAGUCCCUUUUCAGAUGGUCAUUUCUUUUGUUAUUUCCCAGCAGUGGGUCAGCUAUUUAAUCUAGACUCUCCAACUGUAAUGUGACUUGGGAUACGGUGUUGGCCCUCGGCCUUUAGCCUUGAGUAAAAUGAGCAGAGUAGAUUACACAGCAAGUAUUGUGAGGUCCUGAAUUUUUUAAUGCAACAGUUAAUCAGUUUGUCUCCAAAUUAUCACAUUUCAGAAUUUUAUUUUGAGAAUCUCAUCUAAACCUUGUUAGUGCAUCAGCUGCAUCUUCCCCCUCUGUUCUUCUGACUUGCUGCUGCAGCAUCUCUGAGGAACUUUCUCAUGUUCAUGAAUGAUCUUAGACAUUCUCAAUCCUUCCCUUGUGUAGACCAGCUAGACAAGUUGACUUGGCCUUAGGUACAGACCUAUCUUAAAACAGAGUCAGAUUCUCUCUCCUAUAGAAAUUCUAUUUUAUUUAAGAUAUAUUUUUACACUAGCUAGAAUCCUGCUUUUGGCCAAGAGCUUGUGUUGCAUGUUUGACCUUACAGAAGCUGGAAUAGUGAUCCAAUUAAGAGAAUUAGAAUUAGUUUAAGUGUGUAGUAUCCUUUCUUCAGGCUCACCACACCAUAAAAUAAGAAAAUAACCAGGCGGGAAAGCAGUGAUCUUUUUUUUUUCCCAGAAGGGGUAGAACUAAAUAAUAAUAUGAAAACCUAUACCAGGGAAAUAAAAGUUCAGCAAAGGUAAUAAUUGGAGGGAAAGAUGUUUAUCAAGGUAGUUAUCAUAAAGUCUUAACUAGACAAAAGUAUAUUUUUAAAAAUUGUUUGUUUUGAAAUUCAUGUAUUUUGAAUUUAACUGAGUUUCACAAGGAGGGUGGGGGGAGGGAGAGAAUGCUGCUACUGCAUUUUCCAAGAUGGAAAUGGGCCACUUACCAUCCCCACACUACCUUGGAUGGGGAAAUUGCAUUAAAAUUGCUCAACUUUGGAAUGA
Gracilinanus agilis (Agile Gracile Mouse Opossum) is the source of this 3874-nucleotide messenger RNA. It is a transcript of the gene BRAP, whose product is annotated as BRCA1 associated protein. The record is from RefSeq and is a predicted model, not a curated record. The transcript has 12 exons. Gene Ontology annotation, cellular component: cytoplasm. Lineage: Eukaryota; Metazoa; Chordata; Mammalia; Didelphimorphia; Didelphidae. Gene Ontology annotation, molecular function: ubiquitin protein ligase activity; zinc ion binding; nucleic acid binding. Gene Ontology annotation, biological process: Ras protein signal transduction; protein ubiquitination. Bases 66 to 1844 code for a protein of 592 amino acids.